Messenger RNA from Trichoplax adhaerens, 1611 nucleotides. RefSeq lists its product as uncharacterized. Gene Ontology annotation, cellular component: membrane. The record is from RefSeq and is a predicted model, not a curated record. Gene Ontology annotation, biological process: transmembrane transport. Lineage: Eukaryota; Metazoa; Placozoa; Uniplacotomia; Trichoplacea; Trichoplacidae. The coding region runs from base 1 to 1611 and encodes 536 amino acids. The transcript has a single exon. Gene Ontology annotation, molecular function: transmembrane transporter activity.
AUGGCCAUCAAGGAAGAGUGUAUUGGCGGCAACGACGAUGACAAUACAAAGAAAUUAAAAAGUGAUGAAGAAGCUGGCUUUGAUUCAGAUUCUACGAUAGAUCCGAAUAAUUCGAUAUCGAGUAUGGACGAAAUUGUUGAGGAUAUACAGAUUGGAUUAUUCCAUUACUUGAUUCUAAUAUCAUGCGGCCUUUGCUUUGCUGGAUAUAGUAUAUAUUACCAAGCGAUCGGUUUUAUAAUUAUUUCGGCAUGUGAUUUAGAUAUUAAUACAAGUAAUAGGGGUUGGUUAAGUAUGUCAUUGGUGAUCGGGUUUGCUCUUGGCGUUGGCGUACUUGGUAGAAUGGCUGAUAUUUAUGGUAGAAGAAGAAUUCUUCUUUUCUCUUUAACAAUAAAUGUCAUAUCGAUGUUAGCUUCUGCAUUUGCUUUUAACUAUAACAUGUUAGUGGUUAUGGCUUCGAUAAUUGGAUGUUCACACGGCGGCCUUGCAGUAUCUGUUCAUACUUACGUAGUUGAGUUUUUCCCUCGACGUUAUAGAGGUAUAGCGGCUGGAAGUAUGAUUGGAUUCUUAAUCUUAGGAAGCUUAUUUAGUUCGACUAUCGCUUUACUUAUUUUACCUCAUCCUUUUUAUAAACGUAUGGGAAACAUCUAUUUUUCAAGUUGGCGACUAUAUCUUCUCAUUAAUAUUAUUCCCAUGUUGAUUGGUUACUGCAUAAUGCCUUGCAUGCCUGAUAGUAUACGAUUUGCAUUGGAAAAAUCUGAAAGGAAAACUGUAGGGCUUGUACUAGAUAAAAUUAAUCGUAUAAAUUCUUGCUGCCAAAAUGAUAAAAUUUUUCCAAAACAAUACACCAUGCCUUUGAUACCAAUUUCUGAUCAUCUUGACGAUCAGAAUAAGAUGGCAGUUAAGAAUGGACUCCAAAACGAAAUAGGACACUUUCAACUUUUUUUAAAACCACCAUAUCUUCAGCGAUUUCUAUUACUAUCUAUUGGAUGGUUCGGAUUUUGUUUCAGUGAUCAAGGAUUUACCAUAUGGCUUCCAACUGUCGUUUCUUAUUAUACAAGUGGUAAAGUAUGUAGGCAUAGCCAUCAUCAAAUACAUAACGUUUCCCAAAAGGCAAUGCAUGAUCUAGGUUUUGAUAGUUUCCACUGUCAAGUUGGUGAGAACUUGAAAAAAGUCAUUAUGGAUAUCUUAUUUGGAAAUUUAUUUUCUAUACCUAUUGCUAUCAUGUGUCUAUUAUUGGUGAACCGCAUCGGUCGAAAAUGGCUUUAUUGGCCAAUGAUAACAUUUUGUGGAUUUUGUAUUUUAUUAAUACUGCUAAUAGAUAACGAAUUAAGUGCAUUGAUCUUGGGGAGUUUAUUUACAUCGAUUAGCAACAACACCUGGAUACCAUAUAAAACUUGGAGUUCGGAAUUAUUUCCUACAAAGGUUCGAUCAACAGCUAUCGGCAUUUUCAAUGUAAUAGGGCACACAGGAUCCAUAUUAGCUAUGAUAACAUUCUCUUUAUUGUUUCAUAAGAAUUGUACCGCAACUUUGAUAAUAUUUUCAUCGUUAGGUCUGCUAACUGGAUUAGCAGGGUUAUUUCUACCGGACACAACUAAUGCUGAUAUUGAUUAA